Gongylonema pulchrum is the source of this 237-nucleotide messenger RNA. The record is from the annotation of a GenBank genome assembly. Lineage: Eukaryota; Metazoa; Nematoda; Chromadorea; Rhabditida; Gongylonematidae.
AUGAAGAGCAGUGCGACAACACGUAAACGACGUACGGUGGUGACAUCCGGACUCAUCUUCGGUACAUUCCUGAUCGGCUGGUUGCCAGCCUCGCUACUGUACGUGCUAACUGCCCAGGGCAUGCCACUGCAUUACGUGAGGAGCAUCUGGCUCAACAUAUUUGCACUGACUACAUUGGUACUCAUUAUGGUCAAAUCGCUUACCAAUCCAAUUAUCUAUGCUAAUAGUUUAAAGUAA